CCGCCAUCUUGGCGGAGCACAUCCUGCGGACACGCUGCGUUUAUUCCCCGGCCGAAGGGGCUUCGGCUGUCCGGCUGCAAUCGGAGACAAUCGGCUGUAAGCGGAGACGGCUGCGGGGCAGCUGUCAACCUCUGUUACCACCCAGACGCUAAAUACAGCUGUUAGCGGGAGGCGAGUGUUUUUACGGUAAUCUACCUGAAUGACGGCUGCACGGCUGCUGUGAAAACUUAAUGGGAAAAAAAGAAGAAAGAAAAAACAAUAGCAAGAUAGUAUUUGGAGCUUAAUGAAGAAUGGAGCUGUUGUCAUUUUUGAAUUUGGACGAACUUGCCCUGGUCAUGUCGCAGAUGUCCAUGUAUCCGCUGUUUGAAUCGGCACAUUAUAUCGUGUCAGUCAUGUCUCUAAAGGAACAGCCAGGGGCAGUGGAGGUGGCAUGUCGCAGCCCCGUUGCAUGUUGGUUCAGCUCCAUGCUCUACUGCUUCGGAGGGGCCAUUCUCUCUGCAGUGCUGCUCGCAGAACCACCUGUAGAACCAUUUUCCGACAACAGCCAUGUGUUGGUGGCCUCCCUGAUCUGGUACUUGAUGUUCUACUGCCCCCAGGAUCUAGUCUACAGCUGUGCUUCCCUCCUACCUGUGCGAUUAGUUUUGUCCGGGAUGAAGGAGGUCACUCGUACAUGGAAGGUUCUGGGAGGGGUUGUACAAGCCCAGAAAAAGUAUCAGAAUAGCUUGCUAGUAAUGAUUGCUGUUGGCUGGGCCAAAGGGUCAGGCCAUGGGCUGAUCAGUAACUUUGAGCAGUUGGUUCGUGGAGUAUGGAGGCCCGAGACCAAUGAGCUUCUCAAAAUGUCAUAUGCCACUAAGGUCACCUUGAUAGGAGCAGUCGUCUUCACACUGCAGCAGAGUCACAUCCUCCCAGUGCAAAAGCAUCAGCUGAUGUUUCUCUAUACUCUCUUCCUAGUCAUCAACAAGGUGAGGAUGAUGCUGACUGCCCCGGCUUCCCCGUUCGCCCCCGUGGAGACGGCCAUUUAUCGUGUGCUCUUCGGGACGGAGUCGACACAUCCCCCCUCUGCAAAUGAGGCCGGUGUGUCUGUCACGUCGCCCUCGGAGACCUGUGCUGCAGCCGCGGAAGCCAUCAAACCUGCCACUCUGAGGCACAAUGACUCUGUGUGCUGCGACGCGGAACAAAACGCAGCCCCUUCUGCGGAAGCGGCCGUAGCGCAUUCACUGCAGCCGGCGGCCGGGGAUGUUCAGCAGACAGCUGCAGGGUGGAUAAAGACUGAUUAAUGAACACCCUCCGCAACUUUUUCCACGUUCUCCUUAAUGCAAGCUGAAUGUAGCAUGAUUCAUUAUAUGAGAGGUAUAUUUUCAUAUUUAUUGAGGUUGAUGGUCAUUUUCUAAACACUGGUUUUCAGGUGCAGAACUGGGAAUGUCUUGUGUGGCAGGUUUUUAUCUGUUAAUCUAGUUAUUUAAUGACAGAAUUUUACAUUUUAAAAUACUACAUUUGUCUUUGCAUUUGUUAUAUGUAAUAGAAAAAGACGUUUCAUUUUUAUUUUCGCUCCUGGUUGAUUGUACUCAUACUAGCUCAUUUUUAAUGGGUACUUAGAAUCAUUAUGUUACACUUUCAUUUUGCUUCACUAGAGAUGGGUGAAAUGUUUUAUUAAUUUAUCGUGACCAAUGAAUGUGGAAGCAUUUUGUGCUCUCUGUAUUAAAUAUUUCCAAAAAAGUA
This is a messenger RNA of Brienomyrus brachyistius, 1719 nucleotides long. It is a transcript of the gene tmem38b, whose product is annotated as transmembrane protein 38B. The transcript is spliced from 6 exons. Gene Ontology annotation, biological process: potassium ion transmembrane transport. The coding region runs from base 291 to 1277 and encodes 328 amino acids. Gene Ontology annotation, molecular function: identical protein binding; potassium channel activity. NCBI's taxonomy places the organism in Eukaryota, Metazoa, Chordata, Actinopteri, Osteoglossiformes, Mormyridae. Gene Ontology annotation, cellular component: membrane. The record is from RefSeq and is a predicted model, not a curated record.